GACGAGCGACUUAUUUGCAAAGCUUUCUUCCUGGUUUUUGCCCACCCCGCCUCCCCCAUUUUCUCUCACGCACAGAAUCAAAAUCAAAGCAUUCGUUUAUCAUGGCAACUCUUUGAUCAAGAGCAAUUAAUCCUCUAAUCGGAAUCUCACUGAGAUAGUUCUUCAAUAUCUUGAAUUUGGAACAAUGACAGAUGGCCAUGUGUUCAACAACAUAUCUCUGGGAGGUCGUUGGGGCACUAAUCCAGGUCAGCUUAAAGUUCAUUCCGGCGGUAUAUUGUGGAAGAAACAAGGAGGUGGUAAGGCUGUUGAAGUAGACAAGUCUGAUAUCCUGGGUCUUACAUGGAUGAAAAUUCCUAGGACGAAUCGGCUUGCUGUUGAAAUUAAGGAUGGUUUGAACUACAGGUUCACUGGUUUCCGUGACCAGGAUGUCAUUAGCCUGACCAACUUUUUUCAGAACUCUUGUGGGUUAACAACAGGAGAAAAGCAGCUUUCUGUUAGUGGGAAAAACUGGGGAGAAGUUGAUUUAAAAGGCAAUAUGCUGUCUUUUAAUGUUGGUUCGAAGCAAGCAUUUGAAGUCUCCUUAGCUGAUGUGUCGCAGACACAACUUCAAGGAAAGAAUGACGUCAUAUUGGAAUUCCAUGUGGAUGACACAACUGGUGCAAACGAGAAAGAUUCAUUGAUGGAGAUAAGUUUUCACAUACCAAAUAAUAAUACACAGUUUGUUGGUGAUGAAAACCGUCCACCUGCACAGGUAUUCCGUGAGAAAAUAAUAUCAAUGGCUGAUGUUGGUGCUGGAGGUGAGGAGGCCGUAGUUACAUUUGAGGGCAUUGCGAUUCUUACUCCAAGGGGUCGAUACAAUGUUGAACUUCAUCUAUCUUUUUUGCGGCUGCAAGGGCAAGCCAAUGAUUUCAAAAUUCAAUUCGGCAGCGUUGUUCGUGUUUUCGUACUGCCAAAGUCAAACCAACCCCAUACGUUUGUUGUUGUUACCCUUGAUCCACCAAUCCGCAAAGGCCAAACUAUGUAUCCACAUAUAGUAUUGCAGUUUGAAACGGAUUAUGUGGUGGAAAGCACCUUGACUAUGAACGAAGAUUUAUUUGCUACCAAGUACAAGGACAAGUUAGAGCCAUCUUAUAAGGGACUCAUUCAUGAAGUGUUCACCAUGGUAUUGAGAGGCUUGUCUGGCACAAAACUCACUAGACCCGGAAAAUUUCGUAGUUGUCAGGAUGGUUAUGCCGUAAAAUCAUCCUUAAAAGCUGAAGAUGGUGUCCUUUAUCCACUUGAAAAGAGCUUUUUCUUUCUCCCAAAGCCUCCUACUCUUAUUUUAUAUGAUGAGAUUGAUUAUGUCGAAUUUGAAAGACAUGCUGCCGGAGGAUCAAAUAUGCAUUACUUUGAUCUUCUUAUUAGACUGAAGACAGAACAAGAACAUCUUUUCCGGAACAUUCAGAGAAAUGAAUAUCAUAAUCUCUUCGAUUUCAUCAAUUCAAAAGGUCUUAAGAUCAUGAAUCUGGGCGGUGCCAAAACCACAGAUGGUGUUGCAGCCGUGCUACAAGAUGAGGAUGAUGAUAAUGUUGAUCCGCAUCUUGAGCGGAUAAAGAAUGAAGCUGGUGGAGAUGACAGUGAUGAGGAGGACGAGGAUUUUGUUGCUGACAAAGAUGAUGGAGGCUCACCUACUGAUGAUUCUGGGGGAGACGAUUCUGAUGCUAGCGGAAGUGGAGACGAAAAGGAGAAACCUGUGAAGAAGGAAAUGAAGAAAGAACCUACUACUUCUAAAGCAUCUUCAAGUAAGAAGAGAACCAAAGGCAGUGAAGAUGAUGGGCCAAAGAAGAGAAAACAGAAGAAGAAAAAAGACCCGAAUGCACCAAAGAGAGCUAUGAGUGGUUUUAUGUUCUUCUCACAGACUGAAAGAGAGAAUGUGAAGAAAGACAACCCUGGUAUUGCAUUUCAAGAAAUCGGGAGGGUUCUUGGUGAACGAUGGAACAAGUUAUCAGCUGGGGAGAAGGAACCAUACGAAGCGAAGGCUCAGGCAGACAAGAAGCGAUACCGAGAUGAACUCAGCGGCUACAAACCACCACCACCACCAACAAACUCAGGCAAUGGAUCCGACACCGCCUAAAUGUGUAACGCCUCCAUUGAACCGUUUUUGUUUUCCGUUUUGAAUUCAUUUAUGCUUUACAGAUUUUGUUUUAAAAGAACAAACUUAGAGAUGAAUUUCAAGAACAGGAAACAACCAAAAUGCUAGAAACCCAAUUUUGUUUUGGUCAUUU
Molecule: messenger RNA, 2264 nt
Organism: Cynara cardunculus var. scolymus (artichoke)
Lineage: Eukaryota; Viridiplantae; Streptophyta; Magnoliopsida; Asterales; Asteraceae
Product: FACT complex subunit SSRP1-like
Exons: 17
Coding region: 185-2113 (642 amino acids)
Cellular component (GO): FACT complex; nucleus
Molecular function (GO): DNA binding; nucleosome binding; histone binding
Source: RefSeq, a predicted model, not a curated record